Molecule: messenger RNA, 746 nt
Organism: Cicer arietinum (chickpea)
Lineage: Eukaryota; Viridiplantae; Streptophyta; Magnoliopsida; Fabales; Fabaceae
Source: RefSeq, a predicted model, not a curated record
GGCAACCCCAAAUGAUGAAUGGUGGUGAUCAAAAUUAUAUAGUAAUUGAUAAAGUGGCCUUUGAAUUGGCCAUGGAAAUAAAGAGUAGACUUAAAGAUGAGAGGGAGAAGUUUGAAGAACUUGUGAAUGUUUUCAUUGAUUGGAAGGCAAAAAGAGUUGACACUACUUAUGUUGAUGAAAAAGUGUACGAAAUACUUGAAGGUCACAACGAUUUGAUAAUGAGAUUCAACAACUAUAUGCACAAAGGAAAUGAAAUCAAGUAUUUGAUGGAGGAAGAACAACCUCCCCCAAAGAAGCGUGUUACAAUGGAAGAUGCUAUAAAUUUUUUGAACAAGAUAAAGGCUCAAUGCCAAGGUGUUGAUGAUCGAGUUUACCAAUCCUUUUGUCACAUAAUGAAAAUGUACUACAAGAAAAAUAUCUCUUACAAAAGGGUCAUCUAUGAGGUUGUUGGAAUUUUCAAAGAUUAUCCUGAGCUUCUUGAAGGGUUUAAACAUUUUCUUCCUAAACAUGUCACUAUAUGAUAUGGAUGCUCCCUAUUCAAGGUGAAGAGAUAUAUAGGAGAUCUGCAAUACCAAUAGUGCAACAUUUUCUUCUUGAUAAAUUUGAAAAACUUUGUAAAAUGCAAAGUAAAGGUUUGAUAUGGACAUAAUUUAGACUUUUUAGGCAAAGUUUUAACUUAUUUAAUUUAAGUUUUAAUUUAUCUAGUUUAUGAGUUAUAUGAAGCAAUAGUUUCAAAAGCAUUAAGU